CGUCUUACAAAUGCGACGAUAGAUUGACAGCUGAUAUUUAAUCUGGUACAACGGUGGCGGUAGCCACGGGCAUACGAGCUGAUAACGUCGUCCGCACUGGGGAAUUCACAUGGCGUGAUCUGCACCGUUAAUGCAGAUGCUUGCACAAGCUAUAAUUAAGCCGACUUUAUUAGUACGAGCUGCCGUGUGCUUCCGAGUCACUCCGCUUGUCUUCCUUCUUUCUCGGUUGUCGAGUGGGAGAUAUCAGUGUUGUAGAAUAUGGCGUCGCCUAAGAAACCUGACUCGUCUGGUUCGCAACGGGAACCUGAGGAACACCAUGACCAUGGUCAAGAGCACGGAGAGGCUUACCAGCCUGAAAAGUGUGAGCAGCAAGUUGGUGUUCCCGCCAGCAUAAUCGACCCUGCUAUACAAAAGAGAGUUGUGCGCAAGCUGGACCGCAACCUCGUUCCUCUUGUCACUGCUUUAUACCUCCUCGCCUUCCUUGAUCGAUCGAACAUUGGCAAUGCGCGCAUAGCAGGUAUGACAGAGGAUCUGAGAAUCACUGGCAAUUCGGACAGAUACGAUUGGUUACUUACAAUCUUCUACAUUUCGUACAUCGUCUUCGAAUUCCAAGCCAUUAUGUGGAAGGUUAUUCCACCGCACUACUGGGCGGCCCUUGUGGUGUUCAGUUGGGGACUAUUCUCGGCAGUACAAUCUGCAACAACGAAUUGGAGCGGUAUGAUGGCGCUCAGGUUUCUCCUUGGAUGGGCCGAGGCAGGCUUUGGUCCCGGCAUACCUUACCUGCUCUCCUUCUUCUACCUGAGAGAUGAGAUCGGCAUCAGGUGUGCCAUUUUUCUGGGCGCUGCGCCCCUUGCAAGCACGUUUGCAGGUGCACUUGCAUAUGGCAUAACGUCUGGUGAUACUGGUCUUGCACAAUGGAGACUAUUAUUCCUAGUCGAAGGUUUACCCACUAUUUUGAUGGCAGCCGUGGCAUUUUUCUUUCUACCGGACAGCCCAGCCAGUGCCCGGUUCCUAAAUGCCGAGGAGAAAGAGGUCGCAAGAUUACGUGCACAGAAGCAGGUCGGCAGUAGCAGUGAGGAGCGAACGGGCGGAAUCAACUGGAAAGAGCUUGGAGCGGGUCUCCUCGACAUCAAAGCCUGGUUCACCGCGCUCAUGUACUUCUCCUGCAACGUCUCUUUUUCUUCUCUGCCUGUGUUCCUUCCGACUAUCAUCAACGAGAUGGGCUUCGCUCGGGCCAAGGCACAAGGUCUUACUGCACCGCCAUUCUUCAUCUCCUGGAUCGUCACUAUCACUUCUGCCUUUAUAGCCGACCGCACAAAGCAGCGUGGUCUCACCAUCAUGGUCAUGUCUAUCGUUGGCGGUGUUGGCUAUGUAAUCCUCGCCACGACGCAGGCAACUGGGGUACGAUAUUUUGGGUCGUUCCUAGCUGCGGCAGGUAUCUUUCCUUGCAUUGCAAACAUCCUACCAUGGGUGCUUAACAAUCAAGGAACUGAUACUAGACGUGGUGCUGGAAUCAUUCUGUUGAACUGGAUUGGACAAUGUGGUCCAUUGUUGGGAACCCGACUGUAUCCUUCAACAGAGAAACCGUAUUACGUGAAAGGUAUGUUUGUGUGCGCUGCGUUCAUGUUCUUUACUACGCUUCUUGCGUUCGGUUUGAGGACCUUACUUUGGUGGGAGAACAGAAACCUAGACCGGAAAUUUGGGACUGUGGAGGAGCUAGAGGAGCAAGAGAGCGCCAGCGGACAAAGUCCUGGUCUGUCUCCUGGAGAGGAAAACUACGGGCCAAGGUUUCGUAUCCGCCCUCCCCCAAGUCAACAAUGCACCCCCUCCGGAGCAGUCAACACUGCAGCCGGCCUCACCAAUGCAGCAUCCGCCUUCAAACAAGCCACCCCUCCGGUUGAUGAGACAAUUCAGGUCAACAAGCUCACCAUCCGCCGCGAUGGCGAAACCCUUCAAGUCCUCGACUUCGCCAUCAGCGGUGGCAACAACGCCGACAACUUGCAAUGUACCGAGCAGAACCCCAUCCUCAGCGCCAACCCUGCCUUCAGCCCUUGCGCCCAUCCCGAGGGCACGCUUGCUGAGUGGCAGUUCAGGCUCCUCAAGGGCGAGAGCAAGCCCUACGAGAUUGAAAUCUUCCACCGCUUGACUGCUUCCUCUGGAAGGCACGGUGUCUUCGAGUUUGACCCUACCUGCACCAAGGGACCAGGAGGCCCCAAUAACGCAGUCUGCAAUCAGCCCUCAUUCAGCAUUGGUCUUACCAAGUACCCGUAAUUACUUACGGUUUCGGGGAAGGAUUUUGUACAAUAAUGGAGCCCCAUACAUAGCGAAGUCGGUCCUUUUCUAGAAUUCUUCUAUAUGUCUCAGUAUCUCAAUAUAUUUGAAACUUUAUCCUCGGCAACAAUUUCUUUCGACAUUUGACCCCUGAGCUACUAUUAUCUAUCACUAUUGAAUUGAUUGCAUAUGUUAUGCUUAUGAUUCAACAAGUAUGAUACAGCCAAACACUCUUCCAAAUUUCUGCCACGAAACAAUUAGAUUUCAGCUACUUGAGAGAGUACAACAUUGGGUUUGUAAUUAGUCGAUGUAAU
Pseudovirgaria hyperparasitica is the source of this 2585-nucleotide messenger RNA. RefSeq names its product MFS general substrate transporter. Gene Ontology annotation, molecular function: transmembrane transporter activity. The coding region runs from base 259 to 2271 and encodes 670 amino acids. The transcript has 4 exons. The record is from RefSeq and is a predicted model, not a curated record. Lineage: Eukaryota; Fungi; Ascomycota; Dothideomycetes; Acrospermales; Acrospermaceae. Gene Ontology annotation, biological process: transmembrane transport. Gene Ontology annotation, cellular component: membrane.